Molecule: messenger RNA, 1152 nt
Organism: Camelina sativa (false flax)
Lineage: Eukaryota; Viridiplantae; Streptophyta; Magnoliopsida; Brassicales; Brassicaceae
Product: caffeoylshikimate esterase-like
Source: RefSeq, a predicted model, not a curated record
AUGAUUCAGGAAUUCAUAGAGAAUUCAAGGGGGAUGCAACUCUUAACAUGCAAAUGGUUUCCAGUGAACCAAGAACCAAGAGCUCUCAUCUUUUUUUGCCAUGGCUAUGCAAUUGAUUGCAGCACCACCUUUAAAGAUAUUGCAUCUAAUUUUGCAAAAGAAGGGUUUGCUGUGUAUGGAAUUGAAUAUGAAGGACAUGGAAGAUCAGGCGGCCUCUCUGUCUACAUUGAUAACUUCGAUCUUCUCAUCGACGAUGUCUCUUCACAUUUCUCCAAAAUAUCUGAGAUGGGAGAUAACACAAAGAAGAAGAAGUUUAUAAUGGGAGAGUCGAUGGGAGGAGCUGUAGUUCUUCUGUUGCACCGCAAGAAACCCGAGUUAUGGGAUGGAGGAAUCCUUAUUGCGCCCAUGUGUAAGAUUGCUGAGGAGAUGAAACCAUCACGAAUGGUUAUAUCUAUGAUUACUAUGGUUACGAAUCUGAUCCCAUCAUGGAAAUCGAUAGUUCCGGGACCCGAUAUCAUCAAUAACGCGUUUAAACUGCCUGAAAAGAGACAAGAGAUAAGAGCGAAUCCAAAUUGCUACCAAGGGAGACCUCGUAUGAAGACAAUGAGCGAGCUUUAUAGAGUCAGUCUCGAUCUAGAGAAUCGGUUGAACGAGGUGACAAUGCCGUUCAUAGUUUUGCAUGGAGAAGAUGACAAAGUGACGGAUAAAGGAGUGAGCAAAUUGCUUUAUGAGGUGGCUUCAUCUAAUGACAAGACCUUGAAGUUGUAUCCAGAAAUGUGGCAUAGCCUUCUUUUCGGGGAGCCUCCAGAGAAUUCAACAGUUGUGUUCAAUGACAUUGUCCAAUGGAUGCAGACAAGAAUCACUACACUUAAUGUCAAGGCUAAUAAUGAUGAAGCAAAAUCUCAAAUCUGAUUAACUCAGACUCGGUCUAGACUACUACGUACAACCACGUCUUGUUAUUUUCUCCUAGUGUGCAACUUCAUUUUUUAAGGUUUGAAAUUAAAAAAAAAAGGUUGGAUCAUAGCUUAAGAGAUUAGAUGAUUUUAUCAAAUAAGUAAGAUUUUGUUUUCUAACCUUCUGGGUUGUUUUUGUAUUUGUCUAUUUAAUAUCAUGUAGAUACAGUAAGUACUAAGUACUACUGGUUUAACUAAA